GAAGCAGCAUGUUCCAGGUGGUGUGAGUCAAGACGUGUGAGCUUUUGUAGAUUUUGUAGUUUUAAAAUAAGCCAUGCUUUUCUAAAUACCGCUCGACAGCUCUAACAUUGAUAACUGUGACAGCUUUAUAGCCCGGAACUUGUUUACAAAUAUAUAUAUAUAGAUAUAUCCGCUUGGGUAUUGAAGAGUUGAGAUGGAGAAAGGCUCCACAGGCGCUACAGAAAAGACCCAGUCGGCUUUGCCUUGUAAGGACGAGAGUGACGAGGACUCCAGCGGCCCAAAUUCCCUCAACUCCGAGGAAGCAACCUGUGGCGCUACUGCAGGUCGAGCGAGAUGGACUCUGCUGAGACAGGUGUUGUGUCAGAAGCAGACAGACAGUCCUGAGGUCAAACAGGUGUCUGUUCGUAGGUUUGCCACCUUUGACCUUUUCAGAAGGAAAAAACUCUCAGCACAAGAACACUGUGAUACCUCAGAUGACCAGUGGGUGGAGUACAGAAGUGUCUACUAUCCUGAAUACGGUGCCUUCCUCAGGGAUAACCUGGGGCCUCUCAAAGUUAAUGAAGUACUCAAUAGUUUUGACAACACUGGCAAUGUCUGUGUGUGGCCUUCAGAGGAGGUGAUGGCGCAUUACUGUCUGCAGAAGCGGCACACGUUCAAGGGUGCAGUGUGUGAGUUAGGAGGAGGUAUGACUUGCCUUGGUGGGCUCAUGGUUGCCAUUUCUGCUGACGUGAAGGAAGUCCUGCUAUCAGAUGGGAAUGAGAAGUCCAUUCAGAAUGUUCGGAGAGUGGUCGAGUGUAACAGGCAGGCCGGAAAGUUUGGGUCAACGCACGUGUCGUCCAGGGUGGUUAGGUGGGACUGUGAGGUGGACAUUUCAGCGCUGGAAGGUCACUUCGAUACCGUCAUGUGUGCAGACUGUUUGUUUCUCGACCAGUACAGAGCCUGUCUGGUUGAUGCCAUAAGGAGAUUACUGCGACCCAACGGCAUGGCGUUGGUGUUUGCUCCUGGAAGAGGUGAAACUUUAACACUGUUCUGUCGGCUGGCCCAGCAGACCGGUCUGUGCGUCUCCCAACACCAGCAGUACGACGCUCAGGUCUGGGAUGUUCAUCUAAAGAUGCUGAGAGAAGGAAAGCAGGCGUACGAUGAAAACAUCCACUACCCUGUCCUCGUCACCCUGACCAAAGGACCUCAACCUGUUAAUCAAGCUCAGUAAAAUAGAAUAAGGGAGCUCUUUGCUAUAUGUAACACUCCACACUGUUUGCAUUUUUUUUUUUUUUUUAUGUCACCUCCAGCCAUAUUCCAAACACCAGAAGAUGGCCGCUCAGCUUCUAUAGCUCGCAGUUAAUCUGCUAGUUAAAUCCGUUCUGGAUUUAUCGACUUCACAAGGUGAUCCCUAUGCAUUCAUUUGAAAUUACGUUGAAUUACAUGACAGUUUCCCAUACACGUCAGGCUUUCAUUAGCGUUUUCCAGCUCAAACUAGUCACUGUUAACAAACAUCGCUCACUGUUCCCUUCGCUCAGCGUGGAGGCCGGCUUUGACUCGCGGUGCGGAGCAAUUUGCAGCUUCCUCAAUUUCCACCUUUAAUUUCUCUUAAAACAUCUCAUUCAUCCCAGUCAGGGGUCAGUACAAAGAACUUAAUUUGUGUGUGCGUGUGUUACAGCAGUGCGGUGCAUUAACACAUUAUGGCACUUUCAAAUGAAAAGAGCAUCGGUUGCUGCAGGAGACACAGAUUUGAUAUAAUUUUUUUUUUUCUUUUCCACUGCAAUUUUACUGCAAUUAACAAGUAAUCUCCAGCAUGCAUGCUAUGAGUCCACUAUCGGUAUCGCUUUAUGGUUUGCGAUGAUGAUGAAAGGAUAGGCCUGAUCUUAAUUUGUUAACCGUCGUCUGUAAUUUCCCUCUUCAGUUCCCGUUUGAGUUGUUAAAAUGCUGCUGAUUACUCUGAUUUUACUGAUGUGUGAAUCUUCACACCUGGCUCAUUGUGACAAGUAUCAUUAUUUUUCAAGAGGUUUGUGAGUCGGAGUUAUUUAUCAAGCUCAUGUUGUAGUAGUAUAUAUUGACCCAAUACUGUGGAAUAGAAAAUAGUGUAUUUUUGUGAUUGUGUGCGUGAAUUAGAUAUUAUUUCUUUCGGUCUUUUCCAGAUGACGACAUUCCGUGCCGGCAAGGCAACAAACAUAUCUUGGUUUGGUUUUGGUGGCAUUUAUUGGCGCUUCUGGUAAAGACAAAAAAAAAUAAAAUAAAAUUACGUGUUAUUGAAGCGGUGUUAUCUCACUCUGAAAAUCUGUUUGAGUGUUUCAGUGGGGAAAAACACAAAGUUGAUGUUCUAUAUAUUUUGUACAAACUGGUUUUGCUAAUAGAACAGCGAUUGAUCUUCUCCUGAAGCAUUUUAGAGAGAGGAAUCGUUGAGGUUUUUAUCCUGUGGUCUCUUCAGGUUCCUUCUGCAGGAUUUCAAUCCGGAGGAGGAGAUGACUGUGGUACAGGGUCGUUUGUCAGACCGAUUCUGUCGACGUUUUUAAUUCAACGUGUCUUUCUAUCUACUUUAGAACGUUUAUAAUCCCAUGAAUAAUGUUCCCUGAACAUUUAUUUUGGAAGAAAAGCAGACCGUCACAGCAUUACAGACCCUCCAUCAAGACUAGCAGUGAGCGCUAAACGCUCGCACACGCAUCAUCCGAAUCCAAACGGCGUGAGGUCACAAGGUUGCAGACCACCGCCAACGUUCCCCUUCUGGAUCUUCCAUGUUGGUUUUACAAAACGGUCACAGAGGGAGCACCACGCAUUUCUACAGACAGCCUCCAUGAACGACGUUGCGAUUCCCAUUCAGGAGUUUUUAGCCAUUUGACGGUCUUAUUAUAGCAGUGAUUUAGUGAAAAACAAAGGUACAUAUUUCCUCAACGCGUCAGAUAAGUGUUCCUCCAAAGUAUCGACGUCUCUUGCAGAUACAAAAGCCAUACAGUGGGAGGUAGUUGAAUAGAAAUAUCAACAUUUCUGUCUGAUCGCAUUGCCGGGUCAGGUUGAAUUUUUUUUCCAGGCCUGAUCUAAAUUGAUUUACUCAAAAUAAAGGUUGGAUUUUCCACAAUUUUCACUGUGAGAUGAUGUAAAUACAUAAAUAAUAAUAAUGUGAUUUUAUUUGAGACCUUCUUGCUCAUCUUUACCAGGUAGCAAUAAACGUCGCUGGCAUGGCUCCUUUAUUCAAUGAGUAAAUAGUAAUACAUAACAUGUUUCUCCAGAGGACAAAGUGUGCAAUAAGUAAAAUAUGUCAGGUUCAUUCUUGACCCUUGAGUUACAAUAGUGACUAUUUUAUGACCUGUGGCUGCCUUUGCAGAAUGUCUGGAAGUUUCCAUAAAAUCUGGAAACUUUAGUUGCUGGAAAACCAUCAUCAGGCGCAUCAAAGUCGAAAUGAAACCAAAUCCUGUGUUGAUUCUGAGUUAUACGGUAAACAUAUCUAUAUCUUUAUCUCUUUAAAGUCACAACCUCGCAGAUGUUUGCUUCUUGGGUUUCUUCAGUCGAAAAAAAAUGCCACGUUUUUAUCAACCGGCCGUUCUCAGGUGUUUUUUUUGUCACAGAUCCCCUGGCUUCCUGUUUCUUGUAUCAUCGGGAAAGCUGCAGGUAUGAAGGUGUGUGUUGCGGUGAGCGACGCAUUUCCACAUUACACUGUGAUCCACUGACGUACAGGACAGCCAAGAAGCUAUGCAGUACUUCCCAGUGGCUGCUGUUUACAUUUCACACAAGAUAAUCAGCCUCAGAAAAACAAAGCGGGCGUCGUGAAUGUUUCGAUGUUUGAAAUGUCACCGCAAAAAACACACGUAAUAGUUUUUGAUCGCACGUUUUUGCUUUCGCAGUGGGAUUUGCCGUUUUUUUGGUUUGUUCUCUUCUCAGAGUGUGCAACAUAAAUACACCCUCCCUCCACUGUGACCGUACACAGAUAAAGCAUCGCUGUCUAAUGCAGCGUGAGCAGCUGACAAAGCUUUACAACAUGCUGGCAUGUGGCAUGUUUCAGGUUGCGACGUCACGUCACCCUCAGUACCCACGAACUUUCAAACCAUAAAAAUAAUCAUUUCGCAAAUAAUCUUCCAUAUAUAAAGACGAAUGUGGUGAGAUUACCACGAGUAUUGUCAGUUUAAAGUGUUUGGUAUUAAACAAAUCAGCAUUAUAGCCAGUAAGUACUCUUUAAAAGUAUAAAUGAACACUUUCAGCGUUUUGUUUUGUUUGUUUGUAUUCAUUUCAAGCUGGCUCUAAUUUCAUUCUGCCUUAAAAAACACAGAGGCACCACAAAAAAAAAAGUGUGUGAUUACUGAAGUAUUCACAAUUCAAGCUAAAUGUCUUUUACACAAUCUGUGAGAAAUGAAAUAAGUUCUGAAAGUAUUUGUAGUAGUCAGAGUAUCAAAUCUGUUUAAUUAGUUUAUAUAAACCAAAUGUUCUCACUUUCAAAGCAGAUCUGAGAUCAGCCCAGCUAAGAAUGACCUCAGUCCUUGCAGUCCUAAUUCUGUAGAAGAUCCGACCUGAAUUACAGUAAAAUGAACUUGCACUGCUGCAAAGUGUUGCACUCGGCGUCUCUGAGUCGCAACUGAAUUAUUCGACGCGUUCCCAAGAAACCUGCGGCAGCCUCGCUUUAGCCGAAGCUCACCUAUCGAUAAUAUCCGCCUUGAAUACGUAUAUAUGCCUUAGAAGCGCAUGGCUGAUCUGCAACAGAAGAGUUUGACCUUAAACUUCAGUCUGUGUAUGGAUGUAACUUGAUUUUCGUUUUUGAACCGGACCACUGCCACAAAGCUCAGCUGCGUUUUCUCCAUCAUGUGCAUCAGCAUCAGUUUUAGUCGUAACGAAAAACAGUAUUUGACUUAGUAGAAAAUGCACAUCUGGUUUAUUAUUAUUGAAACUCUUCCUGGACGACCUAUAGGCUCGUACCUACUAUGUGUGAAUUAGACUUUUGAAACUAUCAUUUCAUUUUUAUUAGAGCAACAACGGCUCAGUUCGGUGUCCUGUGUGUCAUUUCGUGUGAAUUUGAGGCCUCAAACAGACGCGACAAAAAAAAAAAAAAAAAAGCAGAAGUGUUUGUAAGUCAAAUAGAUUUGACUCAGAAAAGAGGAUGAAAUUUUUGCUUUGCUAUUAUGAAAAUCAUUUGGAUGUUCAUGGUUUUUCUGAUCGAAUAAAAUAUUUUUUCUUCAAGAA
Messenger RNA from Poeciliopsis prolifica (blackstripe livebearer), 5160 nucleotides. It is a transcript of the gene camkmt, whose product is annotated as calmodulin-lysine N-methyltransferase. Gene Ontology annotation, cellular component: cytoplasm. The transcript is spliced from 11 exons. The record is from RefSeq and is a predicted model, not a curated record. Gene Ontology annotation, molecular function: calmodulin-lysine N-methyltransferase activity. Lineage: Eukaryota; Metazoa; Chordata; Actinopteri; Cyprinodontiformes; Poeciliidae. Bases 194 to 1210 code for a protein of 338 amino acids.